AUGAAGGCCUCCGUUGCUACCCUUGCCAUCGCUCUCUCGGGGUCUGCUAUUGCCGCACCUUUCACUUCGAAUAGCACCACAUCUAGCAUCCCAUCCGGUACCCCAUCCUCAAGCUCAAGUGCUCCUCCAUUUGCCAAUGUAUCUGCGCCUUCUACUACCGGUCUGCCUCCUUCGACUGGUAUUCUCCCUUCCCCUUCGGGCUCGGGGCCGGCCUCCUUUCUGCCCAAGCGGGGUGAAAGCCUUUCACUUCCAACGGAUCUCCCCUCUUUGGUGUCCGAUGCCCAAUCAGUGGCUGCGGCAUUUGCUUCCCUCGGUGCGCAGAAGCGUGGAGAGAGUCUCUCGAUUCCCACCGAUCUUCCCUCUCUAGUCUCUGAUGCUGAGUCGGUUGCCGGUGCUCUCGCGUCCAGCGGCGCUCAGAAGCGCGGCGAUUCCCUAUCUAUCCCCACAGACCUUCCAUCUCUGGUCUCGGAUGCGGAAUCUGUUGCUGCUGCUCUGGCAUCCAGUGGAGCACAGAAGCGGGGUGAUGCUCUAUCACUGCCUACUGAUUUUCCUUCUCUGCUGUCGGAUGCCGAGUCAGCCCUUGGUGCUCUUGCCUCUGCUGGGGCGCAGAAACGGGACGGAUCUUUGUCCAUCCCUACCGACCUUCCCUCGUUGGUCUCGGACGCAGAAUCAGUUGCUGCAGCACUCGCAUCUGGUAGCGCCAAGAAGCGAGGCUUCACCUCGAAGCCUCUUCCUACUCCUGCUGAGACUCCUUCGGGUAUUUCUUCUGGUAUCCCCAGUGGUACUCCGAGUGACAAGCCGCUGCCGACUCCUACUGGCUUCUCUAUUUUGGGAUUCCCAGUUUCCUAA
Molecule: messenger RNA, 849 nt
Organism: Penicillium macrosclerotiorum
Lineage: Eukaryota; Fungi; Ascomycota; Eurotiomycetes; Eurotiales; Aspergillaceae
Exons: 1
Coding region: 1-849 (282 amino acids)
Source: RefSeq, a predicted model, not a curated record